AUGGGCCAACCAUAUAGUGACAAGCCGUCUGGUACGGCAUCAAAGUCCGAUAUGGCGGGAAACGAUAGCAACUCGAGCUCAAAGGUCGAUGUCGUGGAGGUCAGUGGAAGAGAGGUGGAGGCAUCCGGGUCGACAUUCGAGACUCCUCUGGGUCGUCGGAUGAGUCCUGUCGAUGACCUCAAGCACCGUCUCUCGCUAUGGGGUGAGUCUAACCUCCAACCAAAUGACAGUGAUGAAGAAGGAUCAGAAUACGAACUUCUUUUAGAUCCCAAUCUUCCUGAGGAGUAUACACGACCGAGCAUGCCGCGUCCCCGUGGCUCAUCGGCCUCGACAUAUUCCGCCGACGAGGAGAAGGUAUUGGAUAUCAACAAGGAAGGCGAAGAGGACUCACCCUACCCCGAAGUCAGAGCUGCCGUGCGGAAUUACGAUGUCGAAGCGCCUUGCAACACUGUUCGUGCUUGGACCAUAGGAAUGGUACUUGUCGUCGUUGGCGCCUCCAUGAACACUUUGUUCUCUCUCCGAAACCCCGCCAUCGGCCUUGGUGCCUUGAUUGCCCAGAUCAUCGCCUGGCCUAUCGGUCACGGCUGGGCCAAGGUCAUGCCCAAGCGACAGUUUAACUUCUUCGGGAUACGAUGGUCGCUGAACCCUGGACCGUUCAACAUCAAGGAGCAUUCUAUCAUUGUUGUGAUGGCUAGUGUCUCAUUCUCUGUCGCGUAUGCGACUGAUAUUAUCUUGGCCCAGAAAGUCUUUUACAAGCAGGACUUCGGAAUCCCCUGGCAGCUCAUGCUCACCAUAUCUACCCAGUCACUUGGUUACGGCAUUGCUGGUAUUAUGAGGACGUUCCUCGUCUAUCCUGCGGCGAUGAUCUGGCCCGGAAAUCUCGUCUCCGUGACAUUGAUGAAUGCCAUGUACGAGGGCAACGAACAGCCGGAUCCCACUGUUCUCGGUGGAAAAAUGCCUCGUUACAGGUGGUUUGCAAUCAUCACUCUCGGCGCCUUUGUCUAUUAUUUCAUCCCUGGCUUCCUGGCGCAGUUCCUGAGUACCUUCGCCUUUGCCACAUGGAUCGCCCCGCAGAACCCAGUCGUCAACCAGCUUUUUGGUGCUACAAGUGGCCUGUCGAUUCUUCCCAUCACUUUUGACUGGUCACAGGUCGCGGGUUUCGUUGGCUCCCCUCUGAUUCCGCCUUUCCAUGCCAUUGCCAACACCCUCAUUGGAGUUUUCACAUUCUUCAUCAUUGGAGCGUCGGUCUUCCACUACAGUGGUGUGUGGUUUGCCGAGUUCUUACCCAUGAGUGACUCUGGUACCUACGACAACACAGGCUCGUCCUACAAUGUAUCGAGAAUCCUGACACCCGAGUUCACCCUGAACCUAGAGGCCUACAAGGAGUACUCGCCGCUGUUCAUCAGCACGACAUUCGCCAUGUCUUACGGCUUGUCCUUUGCCGCUAUCGCCUCUCUGAUUGUGUACACGUACCUCCAUCACGGCAAGAUGAUCUGGAGUCAAUGGAAGAACUCCAAGAACGAGAAUGACGAUAUCCACAUGAAACUGAUGAGGAAGUACCCCGAGGCUCCAACCUGGUGGUACAUGAGCUUGUUUGUCCUCAUGCUGGCUCUCGGCUUCGUUGCCGUUCUAGCUUUCCCAACCAACCUGACGUGGUGGGCGUUCCUGCUCUCCGUGGCCAUCUCGUUCUGUUUUUCCCUGCCCAUUGGAAUUAUUCAAGCCAUCACCAACAACCAGAUCGGGCUCAACGUCCUGACUGAGUUUGUAUUUGGUUACAUCCAGCCUGGUCGUCCGCUGGCUCUCAUGAUCUUCAAGACGUUCGGUUACAUUACUAUGAGUCAGGCGCUCAGUUUUGUUUCCGAUCUCAAGUUUGGUCACUAUAUGAAGAUCCCUCCGCGGACCAUGUUCAUGGCCCAGGUCGUGGCAACGACGUUCUCGUGCUUCAUCCAGAUCAUGGUUCUCAACUCUGCGCUGAAGGCCAUUCCGAAUGUUUGUACGACAACUCAGCGAGAGCACUUCACCUGCCCAGGCGGAAAGGUUUUCUUCUCUGCCUCCGUCAUCUGGGGACUCAUUGGACCGUCCCGCAUGUUUUCCCCGGGCCAGAUCUACUCCGGCCUCUUCAUCUUCUUCGGCAUCGGCACAAUCGUGCCCAUCAUCUUCUACUUUGCCGCCAAGAAGUGGCCCAAGUCACCAGUCAAGUACCUCAUGGCGCCGCUCAUCUUCGGUGGCGCAGGCUCCAUCCCGCCAGCCACACCGCUCAACUACCUGUCCUGGGGCAUCGUAGGCUUCGUCUUCCAGUACUACAUCCGCAAGCGCUACUUCAACUGGUGGAGCCGCCUCAACUUCCUGACUUCCUCCGGUCUCGAUCUCGGCCUCGCCCUCAGCACGCUCACCAUUUUCUUCGCCUUCACUCUGAAUAACAUCAACCCACCUAGCUGGUGGGGCAACGAUGUCAUCACCACGACGAUGGACUUCCAGGACACGGCCAUCCAGACCGUACUUCCUGAGGGCCAGACCUUUGGCCCAGCGACGUGGUCGUGA
Diaporthe amygdali is the source of this 2541-nucleotide messenger RNA. RefSeq lists its product as uncharacterized. Lineage: Eukaryota; Fungi; Ascomycota; Sordariomycetes; Diaporthales; Diaporthaceae. The transcript has 5 exons. Bases 1 to 2541 code for a protein of 846 amino acids. The record is from RefSeq and is a predicted model, not a curated record. Gene Ontology annotation, biological process: transmembrane transport. Gene Ontology annotation, molecular function: oligopeptide transmembrane transporter activity.